GCAGACCUGCCUGGCAGUCACGGUUGCGGGUACAUUUAUCCCUUGAGCAUCACUUCCCAGCUCCAUAGACCGGCCAUUGGAUUGUGGGAUUAGGAGGAAUGUGUUAGACGGCGUCUUCCGGCGUGUCCCAGGAAAUGACGAGCCAAUCCAAACAGAGCCGACCUGCCAGAAGGAAGGUUUUUGUACACCGGGACGGGGAGAACCGCAAGAUGUUUACCGAUAUGGAUUAUGAACUAGAGGAAGAUAAGCUCGGGAUCCCCACAGUUCCUGGGACCGUCACCCUCAAGAAGGACGCUCAGAAUCUGAUUGGGAUCAGCAUUGGAGGAGGAGCUCAGUACUGUCCCUGUCUCUACAUUGUCCAGGUGUUUGACAACACACCGGCUGCGCUAGACGGCACUCUGGCUGCAGGUGAUGAGAUCACCGGGGUCAACGGCAAACCGGUCAAGGGCAAGACCAAGGUGGAGGUGGCCAAGAUGAUCCAGGCUGUGAAGGAAGGGGAAGUUAACAUCCAUUACAACAAACUCCAGGCUGAUCCGAAGCAAGGGAAGUGUCUGGACAUAGUUCUUAAGAAGGUGAAGCACCGCCUGGUGGAGAAUAUGAGCGCAGGAACCGCAGAUGCUCUGGGGUUGAGCAGAGCCAUCCUGUGCAACGACGGGCUGGUGAAGAGACUGGAAGAGCUGGAGAGAACUGCAGAGCUGUACAAAGGGCUUAUGGAGCACACCAAGAGACUGCUGAGGGCUUUCUUUGAACUGUCCCAGACACACCGAGCGUUUGGAGACGUGUUCUCUGUGAUUGGAGUCCGGGAGCCCCAGGCUGCUGCCAGCGAAGCCUUCGUGAAGUUUGCAGAGGCGCAUCGCAACAUUGAGAAGUUCGGGAUACGACUGCUCAAGACACUCAAGCCUAUGCUGCAUGACCUGAAUACCUACUUAAACAAGGCGAUCCCAGACACCAAACUCACCAUCCGCAAAUACCUGGAUGUGAAAUUUGAAUACCUGGUAAGAAACGCCAACCCUGAAUCCAGCUGCCAGGGUAAUUGUAGCAUGACUGCGGGAUAAGUUGCACAUUAGCAG
Messenger RNA from Polyodon spathula (Mississippi paddlefish), 1070 nucleotides. RefSeq names its product PRKCA-binding protein-like. Lineage: Eukaryota; Metazoa; Chordata; Actinopteri; Acipenseriformes; Polyodontidae. Gene Ontology annotation, biological process: positive regulation of receptor internalization; receptor clustering; dendritic spine maintenance. Gene Ontology annotation, cellular component: neuron projection; trans-Golgi network membrane; postsynaptic density. The transcript has 10 exons. Gene Ontology annotation, molecular function: phospholipid binding; protein kinase C binding; protein domain specific binding. The coding region runs from base 135 to 1055 and encodes 306 amino acids. The record is from RefSeq and is a predicted model, not a curated record.